ACUGCAGCUCGACCUGCGUCUUCGUCCCGUCUUGUGCAUCGUGAAUCCGCCCUACGACGUCGCCGAAGGGCGCGUGCACAACGCGUGGGGAGACGCGACGUGUCGCUCGUCAGCGUAAGUGUCGUCGCGACGCGAAUGCAGAAUACGUACCGGUUGGCUCCCCGACGGGCACCCCCGGGACCAGACGUAGCGCAGAAUGCUGCGAUACGGUCCUGCCGGUACGUCUUCGCAGAGGGGUUCGCGGGGGCGUGUUCUAUUGUUAGAGCAAGCCGCGCUCGUCUAAGUACGUACGUAGCGUACCGCCCGUUUGACGUACAUGUUGUGUUCAGGCGUGUCGAAUUGCGCGGCGUGGCCGUCAGUUGUCGCAGUGGUGGAGAUCGAGGGGCGGCACGGAGAUCGUAUGGUCACCGAGGGCGCGCUGAUGCCUUCGCCCGCGCUCCGAUUUCGGGCUACAUUCCCGCAUCGUUGUCUCGUCGCCUCCUCAUCCUUGCAUUCCUCUCCUUCAACCAUCGCUUGUACUCCGCGCCGGUUCGUUCAGCGACCGUCCUCGGUUCCCCCCGCUCCUGCGUACUCCUGGGGGUAGUGAUGGACGUGUGGGUGCGGUGUGGCGUGCGUUGCGGGGGGACGACGGACACCGGACGCGAGAGUUGGCCGUAUUCCGGCCCUGAGAUGGGCACCCGCCGCGCGAAGAGCGUGCGAACCGGUGUCUGCACGGUCGUCGUGCCGCGCCACGUCCGGUGCACAAAAUCC
Rhodofomes roseus is the source of this 750-nucleotide messenger RNA. RefSeq lists its product as uncharacterized. The transcript has 7 exons. Lineage: Eukaryota; Fungi; Basidiomycota; Agaricomycetes; Polyporales; Fomitopsidaceae. The record is from RefSeq and is a predicted model, not a curated record. The annotation marks the transcript as partial.